AUGGCGGAGCGCGCGCCCCCCGACGUACCGCUGAUCGUGACGCCGCCGGGCGCAGGGGUUGCGCCGCGGGGGGCGCGCGGCUCGCGUGACGAUCCGCCCUCCACCUGGCGCUCCUCAGUGCGCGUCCGCGACACCGGCUUCCGCGGCUCCCGCAAGAGCGUCGUUCGCCUCGAACCGCCGUGUAAUGGCCUCAACGGAUUGCCCACCAUCAUCGGCAAGGAGGUACUAUCACUCGGCGCGACAAGCGGGCCCAAGGGGACCACGCAACCAUCACAUCCCUGGACUAUCCUCCACCAUUCUCCUUACAAGGCCGCUUGGGAUUGGUUGAUUCUUAUCCUUGUGAUCUAUACUGCAAUAUUCACGCCGUACGUGGCCGCCUUCCAGCUGAACGAGCCGGAUUUUGACAAAAGAUCGCGCAGCUUCGGCGAAGAUCCAAUUGUCGUUAUUGAUAUGAUAGUUGAUGUGACCUUCAUAAUUGACAUCCUUAUAAACUUCCGAACGACGUAUGUGAACGCGGCUGACGAAGUUGAAUCUGAUCCGGCGAAGAUCGCGAUGCACUACCUGCGCGGCUGGUUUAUCAUCGACCUGGUGGCGGCCAUCCCUUUCGACCUUCUCCUCUUCGGAACCAACACCGAUGAAACGACGACUCUCAUCGGUCUACUGAAGACAGCGCGUCUCCUCCGGCUCGUGCGCGUCGCGCGCAAAAUCGACCGGUACUCUGAAUAUGGCACUGCCGUCCUACUCCUCCUUAUGGCUACAUUCGUCCUUUUUGCCCAUUGGCUUGCGUGUAUUUGGUACGCAAUUGGAAAUUGGGAGAGACCUCAACUACAAGCUCCUAUUGGCUGGUUGGAUGCUCUUGCUAACGAUGUGCAAGCUACUUACGAUAAUUCUACUGGCCCAUCUAUGAGGUCACGUUACAUCACAGCUCUAUAUUUUACUUGCACCUCUCUAACCAGUGUGGGUUUUGGUAACGUGGCGCCUAACACAGAUAUGGAAAAAGGAUUUACAAUAUUUGUCAUGCUUCUUGGAUCUCUAAUGUACGCGAGUAUUUUCGGUAACGUAUCAGCAAUAAUACAACGUCUUUAUUCCGGCACCGCGAGAUAUCACACGCAGAUCUUGAGAGUGCGGGAGUUCAUUAGAUUUCAUCAGAUUGCGAAUCCAUUACGGCAAAGACUUGAGGAAUAUUUCCAACAUGCAUGGAGUUAUACGAACGGCAUUGAUACUUCGAGUGUGCUGAAAGGUUUUCCCGAGUGCCUCCAAGCUGACAUCUGUCUACAUUUGAAUCGUAACCUCUUAGCUAAUUGUGCUGCUUUCGAAGGAGCAAGUCCAGGAUGUUUAAGAGCGCUGUCGUUAAGAUUUAAAACUACCCACGCGCCGCCUGGGGAGACUUUAGUUCACCGUGGAGAUGUGCUUACUUCGCUUUAUUUCAUCUCUCGGGGAUCAAUAGAAAUUUUAAAGGACGAUAUUGUAAUGGCUAUUUUAGGUAAAGAUGAUAUAUUCGGCGAAAACCCGUGCAUUUAUUCGAGCGUUGGGCGAAGCAACUGCCGCGUCCGCGCGCUAACCUACUGCGACUUGCACCGUGUGCACCGUGACGACCUGCUCGACGUGCUCGACAUGUACCCCGAGUUCCGCUCCACAUUCGUCAACAAUCUGGAGAUCACCUACAACAUGCGAGACGAGGAGCUGGGCGGUAUUGAGACACGGCGGCGCAUGCGCUACGAGCACCCGUACGACGCGCGAUUGCUACGGGAAGCAUACGCGCGCAAUACACGCCGCCCGCACACCGAGACGUUUGCCGACAAGGAUUCACAAUGUAGCGAUGAAGACACGGAGUCGCCCGCCAGUCGAGGCAUUUUAGAAUUUUCUGCGGACAAGGCAGGGCAGGACGUCACGCCUCUAAACUUUAACUUCAGCAAGCAACGCUCUACUACCCUCAAUUCUAUAACAGGCAUGCUAGCGCAACUUAAAAGGAGCUUCCCAGACCUCUACCACCAUAAAACGCAUCAGCCGCUACACAACAAAUACUCUCAAUCCACCCCGCAAACGUACCGAGGGCGCGCGAGCGUGCGGCGGCAGUCGUCGGUGGGUCCGCUGAACGAUACCUCGCCGCUGACGGGUGCCGCGGCGGCUGAGGAGGCGGCGGUGAGCACGCCUGCCCACAGCGCCACGCUGCCCGUCUCCAGCCUUAGCACCAACCCCAGCUCGUACUAUACCAACGCCUCGCCGAGCCCGCCCGCCGUGCCCCUCGCGCCCCCUGCCCCCGUCCACGUGUCCUGCGACGACAUUCUUGCGCCCGCGCAGCAGGCCGUCGCGCGCACUCCUUCCUGCAGGUCGGCGCCGCACUCCGCUGUCAACCUUCAACAGGCCGGCCGACCCACAGCCCUUCCCUUCACUGCCGAAAGAGCGCAGAAUACAGCCAAUAUGCAGGAGGUGAUGUCGCCUCAGUAUCAGAACGUGGGUUCGGCGGCGACGGCGGCGUCAGUGGCCACCGUGCUGACAAGACUGGAGGAGCUGAGUCGUCGUGUGGCGCUACUGGAAAGCGGGUUGACGGCCGACGUACGCCGCAUUCUGCAGCUGCUACAAUCGCGCGAGCCCCUCGCCACGCACAACUCGCAGCCUGCGCACACGCCCUCGCAACCUCUUCCCAAGGCAUCGCUCUCGGUGCCUCACGGCGAGAACCAAUGGGAGUGGAAUUGGAACGGAGAGCGCGAGCGCGAGCGGGAGCGGGCUGCGGGGCGGCACGGGCGCGGAGAGCGCGCGCCCGGCGUGCAGCGCUCGGCAUCCGAGCCACACGCGCCCGUGCCGCCCGCCCUGCCGCCGCCACCGCACUCGCACUCCUUCUACAGGUAA
Papilio xuthus (Asian swallowtail) is the source of this 2850-nucleotide messenger RNA. Its product is annotated as potassium voltage-gated channel subfamily H member 6. The record is from RefSeq and is a predicted model, not a curated record. Bases 1 to 2850 code for a protein of 949 amino acids. Gene Ontology annotation, cellular component: plasma membrane. Gene Ontology annotation, biological process: potassium ion transmembrane transport; regulation of membrane potential. The transcript is spliced from 17 exons. Gene Ontology annotation, molecular function: inward rectifier potassium channel activity. NCBI's taxonomy places the organism in Eukaryota, Metazoa, Arthropoda, Insecta, Lepidoptera, Papilionidae.